UCUGUUUUGCGCAGGCGUAAUGGGCGGAGAAAGGGUUUGGUCCCAGGAUUGGUUGCGCAGGCGCAGGGACGGAUCCGUUUUGGCGGGCGGUUGGCGUUGCGCAGAAGGCGGUGGCAGCAGUGGCUUGUGGUGCGGCCUCACCACAGUGAAACAGGGCAGACGUUGCCGAGAGUGAUCACUGUCGAUCCCGGCUUCCUGCGGCUGCUGUAACAAAUAACCCUGGACUUGUGAUGUAAAACAACGCGAAUUUAUUCUUCUCGCAGUUCUGGAGGCCAGAAGUCUGCAAUCAAGGUGUUGAGCCACCUCUGGAGGCUCUACAGGAGAGUCUUUUCCUUGCCUCUGGCAGCUUCUAUUGGAAUCCGGUGGCCUUAGUCCUUCAGGUGGAACAGUGUGCGACAUGGGAAAGAAAACCAAGCGGACAGCUGACAGUUCUUCUUCAGAGGAUGAGGAGGAGUAUGUCGUGGAAAAGGUGCUAGACAGGCGUGUGGUUAAGGGGCAAGUGGAAUAUCUGCUGAAGUGGAAAGGCUUUUCUGAGGAGCACAAUACUUGGGAACCUGAGAAAAAUUUGGAUUGCCCUGAGCUAAUUUCUGAGUUUAUGAAAAAGUAUAAGAAGAUGAAAGAGGGUGAAAAUAACAAACCCAGGGAGAAGUCAGAAAGUAACAAGAGGAAAUCCAAUUUCUCAAACAGUGCUGAUGAUAUCAAAUCCAAAAAAAAGAGAGAGCAGAGCAAUGAUAUUGCUCGGGGCUUUGAGAGAGGACUGGAACCAGAAAAGAUCAUUGGGGCGACAGAUUCCUGUGGUGAUUUAAUGUUCCUAAUGAAAUGGAAAGAUACAGAUGAAGCCGACUUGGUUCUUGCAAAAGAAGCUAAUGUGAAAUGUCCACAAAUUGUGAUAGCAUUUUAUGAAGAGAGACUGACGUGGCAUGCAUAUCCUGAGGAUGCGGAAAACAAAGAGAAAGAAACAGCAAAGAGCUAAAGGAGGGGGUGGUCUCUGUCAUUUCUCUUUGUACAUAAUACAUUCACCUCCCUGCCUCCUCUCCUUUCUACCCAGCCCCUUCUAUCCUAAACACAUCCAUAAAAAAAUGUGCUUAUCACUGUGCUCCACAGGA
Tupaia belangeri chinensis (Chinese tree shrew) is the source of this 1106-nucleotide messenger RNA. RefSeq names its product chromobox 5 (gene CBX5). Lineage: Eukaryota; Metazoa; Chordata; Mammalia; Scandentia; Tupaiidae. Bases 398 to 973 code for a protein of 191 amino acids. Gene Ontology annotation, cellular component: nucleus. The record is from RefSeq and is a predicted model, not a curated record. The transcript has 6 exons.